CUUCCUGGCGGUUACCGAGGGGUUCCUUCGAAGAACCAUGAAGUCGUCCUCUGUUGUGCUAACCCUAGCCUCCCUGGUGUUCCUGAUGUGUGUCCCCAGGUCACAGACCUGUAACAAAGCUCUCUGUGCUAGCGAUGUGAGCAAGUGCCUCAUUCAGGAGCUCUGCCAGUGCCGGCCUGGAGAAGGAAGCUGCCCCUGCUGUAAGGAGUGCAUGCUGUGCCUGGGGACCCUGUGGGACGAGUGCUGCGACUGUGUCGGGAUGUGUAACCCUCGGAAUUACAGCGACACGCCUCCUACUUCAAAGAGCACGGUGGAGGAGCUGCAUGAGCCCAUCCCUUCCCUGUUCAGAGCCCUCACAGAGGGGGACACCCAGCUGAACUGGAACAUCGUCUCCUUCCCUGUGGCAGAGGAGUUGUCCCACCAUGAAAAUCUAGUUUCCUUUUUAGAAACUGUGAACCAGCCACACCACCAAAACGUGUCUGUUCCCAGUAACAACGUCCACGCGCCUUAUCCCAGCGACAAAGAGCACAUGUGCACUGUGGUCUACUUUGAUGACUGCAUGUCCAUACACCAGUGUAAAAUAUCCUGUGAGUCCAUGGGAGCCUCCAAGUACCGCUGGUUUCAUAACGCCUGCUGCGAGUGCAUCGGUCCAGAGUGCAUCGACUAUGGCAGCAAAACUGUCAAGUGUAUGAACUGCAUGUUUUAAAGAAGGAAAAGAAACGAAGUUUAGUUCAUAGGAGGACAUGGAAAUGACUCAAUAAGUCAUGAAAUGUGCAGACAUCAUGAGUCAAGUAUGCGAGGGACAUGUUAAAUUAUACUAUUAUAGCUGUACUUGCUA
This is a messenger RNA of Cricetulus griseus (Chinese hamster), 838 nucleotides long. The record is from RefSeq and is a predicted model, not a curated record. NCBI's taxonomy places the organism in Eukaryota, Metazoa, Chordata, Mammalia, Rodentia, Cricetidae.